Molecule: messenger RNA, 2331 nt
Organism: Carica papaya (papaya)
Lineage: Eukaryota; Viridiplantae; Streptophyta; Magnoliopsida; Brassicales; Caricaceae
Source: RefSeq, a predicted model, not a curated record
AUGGCCAUCCUCUUACCAUCUUCACCUUUCCUUGUCUAUAAACUUACGAUUCUUCUUAUCAUCUUUACCACUUGUAUUGCUGCUCCAGUCACUCCUGAUGAUGAAGAGCAAUCUUAUAUUGUUUACAUGGGAGAUAUUCCAAAGUUCAAAUAUAAUGGACUGCCAACACAAAACCCGGCACUUCGAUCGCAACUCCGUCUCCUGUCAUCAGUCAAGGGAGCCGGUGAUAGUCUUAAAGCUAGGGAGUCAAUGCUCUACAGCUAUUCAAACAGCUUCAAUGGUUUUGCAGCAAGGCUUACUAAAAAAGAAGCCCAGGCAUUGAUGGAAAAUGAUCAGGUGGUGUCGGUUUUCCCAAAUCGUUAUCACAAGCUUCAGACAACAAGAUCAUGGGACUUCAUCGACUUUCCUAUAAAUACUCAAAGAAAUCUCCAAGUUGAGAGUGACAUUAUCAUUGGUGUUCUUGAUUCAGGAAUCAACCCAGAUUCAGACAGUUUUAAGGAUACUAAUUUUGGCCCUAUACCCGCAAAAUGGAAGGGAAGUUGCAAACAAUAUGCUAAUUUCACUGGAUGUAACGACAGGAAACUGAUAGGAGCAACGUACAUCAUGACGGAUGGGAAUCCUGACCCAAACGAUAUACUUUCACCGGUGGACAUGAACGGUCACGGGACUCACACGGCAUCAACAGCAGCAGGUAACUUGGUGGAGGCUGCGAGCCUAUACGGCCUGGGGAAAGGAAUAGCUCGUGGGGCUGUGCCAUCGGCAAGGAUUGCAGCGUACAAGGUUUGUUGGCAGAGCACAGGGUGCGGGGACAUGGACAUAUUAGCAGGAUUCGAUCAGGCCAUUAAAGAUGGGGUUGAUAUCAUAUCGAUUUCUAUUGGGGGAUCUCCUGGUGCUGGUUAUACAAAUGAUGGCAUAGCAAUUGGUGCAUUUUAUGCCCUGAAGAAGGGUAUUAUUACGAUUGCAUCCGCCGGAAACGGUGGACCUGAGCGUUUUACUGUUGAGAACCAUGCUCCUUGGAUUUUGACCGUUGCUGCUAGCACCAUUGAUAGAGGAUUCAUAAACAAAAUUCAACUGGGAAAUGGAAAACUUUAUACUGGAGUUGGAAUAAGCGCAUUUCAGCCGGAUAAGAAAUCAUACCCCCUUGUUACCGGAGCCGAUACUGCUCUCCGCCCAAAAUUUAGGAAAGCGGCAGAGGCUUGUGACUUUAGUGCGGUGGACAAGAAGAAAGUGAAGGGAAAAUUAGUUAUGUGCGCAGGUAGGUGGAGUGUUCAAGCUGGUAUUAAAUUAAAGGGAGGAGUUGGUACUAUUCUGGAGAAAAACGAAAAAGACUAUCUUGAUUCAGCCAAAAUUUAUAUGGUCCCUGCAACCACCGUAGAGAAUUCCACUUUUCAACUUAUCCAAAAUUACAUGAAGUCCAAAAAAUCUGCCACAGCGGUCAUCCACAGAACAGAGGAAGUAAAAAUCCAAGCUCCACAUGUUGCUUCAUUCUCAUCCAGAGGACCAAAUCAAAUAUCACGCCGCCUUCUUAAGCCCGACAUUACUGCACCUGGUGCUGACAUCUUGGCGGCUUACACCCCCCUCGCGACACUAACUGGCUUAGAAGGUGACACCCAGUACGCAAAAUACACCAUCAUGUCCGGCACUUCAAUGGCUACACCCCACGUUGCCGGUAUCGCCGCCUACAUAAAGUCUUUCCACCCAGAUUGGAGUCCUGCUGCUAUCAAAUCUGCUAUCAUGACCACAGCAAAACCCCUAAACCGGACAGCACACGAAGACGGCGAACUAGCUUACGGCGCUGGCCAAGUCAACCCAAGAAGAGCUGUCGACCCCGGUUUAAUCUACGACAUGAAUUAUAUUACCUACAUCGAGUUCUUAUGUCGUGAAGGCUACGAAGAUUCCACCAUUCACAAAAUUACCGCUGUACAGACAGUAAACUGCUCGAACCUCAUCUAUGACAAUAACAACGAUGCUCUCAACUACCCUACAUUUCAACUCAUUGCCAACGCUAGCCAAGCCCAACAGGUCGCCAUUUUUCAGCGGGCGGUCACCAACGUAGGCCCUGCUAUCUCUGUCUACAACGCCACCAUCCUGGCGCCGCCCGGGGUUGAGGUCGCGAUUGAGCCGCCGAGUCUGUCCUUCACUCUUGUGAAGCAAGAAAGGAUAUUCACGCUAAAGGUUACAGUAACGAAGGCGGUGAGCGGAGAGGUGUUAUCCGGUGAGCUUGUCUGGAUAAGCCCCAACCACUCUGUGAGGAGUCCUAUUGUUGUUUAUACUCUGCCUGAAAUGGAGAUUAAUUCGGGUGUGGUGGAAACGCAAAUGACAACGCCAUGA